UCGCUACUUUUCGCGGAAGACUAUGAAUAGAAAUCGUGAGUGAUGACAUGUUUAUUUUCCUUUUUUUUUGUUAUUUUUAAAUGAUUCUUCGGGGUUCGUAUGAAAAAAAAAGAUGUAAUCUACAAGGGUGACAUUAAUGAUUUUGCUAACAGGAGAACAGACAUGAUAAAUACAGUUAUAAGAAUAUUACAAUAAUAAUAAUAAUAAAGCAGCAUCCAUUAUAAUGUGAAGAAAGUAGUGCCUGCCGUCACGGGGGUGUGGGCGAGUCACAGUGUAUAAAUACGCCGGGUUGUCAAACAGGAAAGUUUCUCUGGACCCUCCAUGCAAACUGUCAGCUCAAGACAAACUGGAAAACCAUCCAGCCAUCGGAGAAUUGGGGCAGCAGUUAAAAACAAAAACAAAAAAACAAAAACAAAACAGCAAAUACCAAGGUGAAAAAUAUCCUGCUGUCGGCAUCUAAACCGACGACUCGAUACAGGCGUCUUGAAAACCCGAGACAACACAAGGGAUUUAAAACAGAAACGCAGGAGUACAAGUCAAGCUAGGACAUCAGUCACGAUAGUUGGAACCUGAAAACAUUGUUACGUACUUGUGACGGCGAAAAAACAGCCUGCAACCUGCUGCCCCCACCUUCAAGGUGCCUUUACCAUGGUGACACUAAAACAACCGUACACUUUACAAUAAGCCAGAGGAAGAACUCCGUGUCUCAGUUGCUUCGCCUCACUUUCAGAACCAUCAUUUCAAACAUUUUGCCGACCCGGUGCAGCCAUGCAUCUAGAAGUGAAGGUUGCCCUCAACUUCAUCGUGUCCUACCUGUACAACAAGCUGCCUCGGCGUCGAGCUGACCUGUUCGGCGAGGAGCUGGAGAGGAUACUUGUGUCUCGUUUUGAGGGUCACUGGUACCCUGAAGCCCCUCUCCGGGGUUCUGCCUUCCGCUGCAUUCACCUGGGGGCGCCGAGGGACCCCGUGGUGGAGUUGGCCGCAAAGAGAAGCGGACUGGACACGGAGGAAGUGCGUGCAAAUGUUCCCGCAGAGCUCAGCGUGUGGAUCGACCCUUAUGAGGUGUCCUACCAGAUUGGAGAGAAGGGGGCAGUGAAGGUGCUCUACCUGGAGGACCCCCCAGGUCUGGGCUGUGACAGCGAGAGGCCUGAGGGUGUGAUCAGAGAGGGCAAAGGAGACGCAGAGGCGGAAGAGGCCAAGAAUCUGGGCUUCAACCCAGACGCUCAGGUGUUUGUGCCAAUUGGAAGUCAGGCGUCUCCCGCCCUCAUGCCGUCGCACUCCAGCUCUCCCACACCUCUGUCUGCCCAGUCCUGCCCCGGGCUCUUCAGCUACCCCAGCUCCAGUACUCCCACUGACCCUGCUGCCCACUCCUCCAAUACCUCUACCCCUUCCCCUCCCAGCGGCGGGCUGCCCUACCUCGCCGCUCAGCAGCCACCCUCCGCUCUUCCCACUGCCCGCCCUCAACCCAUCACCUUCACCACAGCCAGUUUCGCCGCCACUAAAUUCGGCUCGACCAAGAUGAAGAAGUGCAGCGGAGCCGGGUCGCCGGCCAGCUCCGGAGUCGUCGUCCCACCCGCCCAGAGAAUGCUGUCCCGCUCUCCCACCAACAUCUCGACGCCGGAGCUGCUCAAGCACAAGCCGCUGUCGCUCUCCUUGCACUCCCUCGGAGGUCCCAUCCCCAGCCAGCUCUCCCCCAACGCCAAAGAGUUUGUCUACCCAGGAUCCCCGGGGCCCCUUUACUUCGAUGCAGACACCCAGCCCAUGCAGCCUCAUGCCAGCCCAUUCCAGCCCCCCCACACUGUCAACACCCAUCCAUCCUUUGACCCCUUCUCCAGCCCUCCUCCGGCCCAGAGCGUGGGCAUCAUCGGCAGCAACGGAGGAAUUUCUUACAUGGAGAAGCCGCCAUUUGUCGAAGGUUUAGGAAGCUACAACCUGCAAUAUCCCAGCCAGUCCUUCCAGCCUGUUGUGCUGGCCAACUAAGCCUUCAUUUGUAAUGAGAGGAGUCGCUGGAGGAGGAGUCGGGUGUGAGGACAGUGAUGCUCCUGAUAUUUUCAGUUUUUCUAAGAAAUUGUUCUAAUACUAAUACAAAUUAAGAAUUAGUUUACUACAAAGAUUUAAAAUACCACGUUCACUGAAUAUGUCUGUGAUUUGUUUUGUCCCUCCACAGCCCCCAGCCCCACCCUGCCCCUUUGUCCGUCGCUGUUACUCGUCACGUUCUAUGUGUUCGCUUUGACAGGAGUGGGAGUGGGUGGGGGUGACUUCCUUUCUCCGUUGAGUCCUUGCCAAGCUUUUAUGUUUAUUGUUUUGCAUUGAAUGUUAAUGUGAGACACUUGUGUUUUUGGGGGUUUUUUUUUUUUCUUGACCUGUAGUGUAAUGGACCCGACUCUAGCAUAGCUCCAUUUUGCACUGCACUGUCAUGCUGUGAAAAAGGACCUCGCCAAGUCCUGCAGGGAACGACGGCUGUGGAAAGCUCAGCACUUUGCUCUGCAAUCUGCUCUGCCCUACUUGCCACAAAUACAGAGAAGUGGGGGGGGGGGGGGGGGGCUCUGCUGUGUCUGUGUGUGCAGUCCUGUUCUGUUUUGUUGUGGCUCAGCGUGAUCGAGAGACUCAUUGUUUGUACGUCGGGCCCGUUACCCUUGAAACGCACUCGUGCACAGGCACAGUUUCACUCUGUUGUUGUCAGCAGGCGUAUAUUGAAAGCAGUUUAUGGUCAGCUGGAAUGUGUUCAUGACAUGGGCUUAAAUGAAGUUGGAGCAGUGCAGGGAGCAGAAAGCAGAGCGGGGGGGGCAUUAGGGUGUUAAGGGAGUGAUGUAGUAGAAUGUAUUGUACUUGUCAGGGGAAACUGCAGCUGGGAAGGUCAGGGAAACCUUGGCGAAUGUGAGAAGCGAACAAGUCUUUGCAUUUUAAGACCGUAACCAUGACGCUAUACCUCUGUUACACGCGCAGGGAUGUACGUUAUGGCUUCAUACGUGUACUCAAAUAGACAAACAUGCAGAAAAUAUGUGCACACACACACACACACACACACACGAUUCCAGUCAGCAGAGUGUGAAGGUGAACAGGCGGAGAAGGUGAUGAGGGGGAGGGGAUGCAGCAGCUAAGCAGUAGGGAUUGUGAUAAAUGGCUUAGCAUGACUUUGACUAUGAAGGAGAGGUUUUCCUCUGCAUGAGAGGAGGGAGGGAGACGGGAAGACAGAAGGAAAUGAGAGAGAGAGAGAGAAGCAGCUAGAGGGUUGUGUUGCCUCCGUGGCGUCCGGAGCGUAUUGGUUUAGAGAGCGAGACUUUAAAACCCAGAGCACGUUUCUGGUGAGCUUAAAUGGUAUUGAAGCCAAAGGCUCACACUAUUCUCUCCCUCCUCUUGAAAUUCUUCAGUGAUCUCUGCUUCAGCUCAGGUUGCUCUGUCUCUUCUCCCCAGUUGCAGUGACGUGGACACAGAUUCAAAGAUGAAUGUUCUCUAUCGACGUGCGGCUUCUGUCGCUUUAUUGGACAGCUCGUCCAGAUCACUGGAAGUCUGUUGUUUCCAAUGUGUGUUUACCAGUCGGGUCCAUGUGACAGUCGCUACAGGGAAGGAUAACCCCACCCACCCCCCCACCCCCCCCGCGUGUCCGUUUGAGCUGUCCAGCACUUUAUUUCUGGGCUCCUGAUGCUGUGUGUCGCCCACAGACGCGAGCGCUGAACCAUUCCUCUGCCCUCGGUUUGGUUUGUUUGAUCCAGCCGUCAUGAAACGCUUUAGAGAUUCAAACACAAGCUAAAUUUGUAUUGAAGAUGCAUCACCUGGGCGCGUAGACGCCGUCAGUCUUGGCCGUUUAUUUGAAUGUUUUCUAGACUUGUAUCCAUAAAUGUUUUUGUAUAAGAUGACCCGAGGACCCUCGACUUGUGCUCAUGCUGGUAUUGCGAUGUGAUAACUUAUCAUAUGCAUGCGAGUUUUAUUUCUUUUUUUGGUUGUUUUUUUUUGUUUUGUUUUGUUUUGUCGUUUUUUUCCAAGGGGAUAGGUGGGGCGGUACACAUCUCUGUAGAUGCUCUGAUUCUGAGGGAAAGAUGCAUUCCUAAUUUUUGUUUUGUAAUUUAUUUCCAAUAUUUCUAUAUUUUUGUUUUUGCAAAAUUCGCACUUACAUUUGUAUGAGUAAGACAUGACAGGAGUCCAGGAAUAUGUAUAUAAAAAGUUCUUAUGUUCAGAUUCUUUGUUUAGUUUCUUACAUGCUGAGGUUAUUUUUUCAGAAAAUAACAUGAAUAUAUGCAAACUGAGACAAAAAUAAAGAUGUACAGAAUAAAGUAUUGAAUGUUUAUUGUAUCUUGUACAGCAUUUGUCUAAUAAGACGGGUAAAUGUAUUCAUCCUUCAAGUUGGAUUUGGAGUUUAAGACGUGAAUGUUUACAGUGGGUUUGUGUAGGAAAAGAUGGCUGAUUUCACUUUAUCUGUGCUCCCAGGGCAGUCUGACAACGCUACUCCCAUAGGCAGUACAUUUAAACCAAAAACCUCCACAUUUCACAUUCGUUUGAGUGCAAUGUUCAUCUUCCCUCUUUAUGUGAAUUCACUGCAUUUCCUGUGGUUACCCCUGGAGUUUCUCCUUUUCCUCACUUUCUUUUAUUCUUUGAAGCAACUGCCCAUCAACUUGACUCACCAACACUCCUGUUUUCUAAAAUAGUAUCUAAACUCUUCCUAAUAUUAUAUUUCCCAUCAAAUGUUACUUUAUCGCACCUUUAUUUAUUUUUUUUUUAUUUGGUUUAUUUAUUUUUCAGUGGUCAUCUUCUCCCCAUCAGCCUGGUCCUUGUGGUCCUGAUACUAUAGCCAUAUCCCAGACUGUCUUUGCUUACACAGAUGCUCACCCUUCUCCAGUGCAAUGUAACGCCAUAAUUUAAAUUACCCUGAAGGAUUCAAGGGGUUUCUACCUCUCUGCACCCUGGAAAAAGAAAUAUCUCCUCAGCAGUGUUAGCAGCAGGUUUUAGAAGGAGGAAGGAAAUGAAUGUGUUGUGAAUGUGAUUCUGACCUGAUGUUAGUCAACCCUGGUUGAGAAGGCCUGCAGAAAACAAACAGAAGAAACUGCUUAUUUUAUUGUCUUGGAGAGAUUUUUAGUCACAUGCAUGUCUAAAAUGUCCACGUGACUCAUUUUUCUUAUAUAUUUUUUUUUUCCCCCACAUUUGUCAGAUUGUUCAGUGCAAAUGAGAUUGUGUCGUUAAAUUUCCUCUCGAGGUGAGAGAUGCGAGGACGAGUGCGAUUCUUAACGGCCGUGUUUGCCCUCGCGUCUUUUAAGAACGAACGCUGGUUUGUGGAGACGAGACGAGACGGUGUUUUAAACGCACCACAAAUUUACUGUAAACGCAGGCUGUUCUACAAUCAGGGUUGAUCAUUAAUGAAAUGGAAAAAUAAGAAUUUUGUAUUCUGAUGUCCUUUGCUUAUAUCGAUGUGUGCGUUUUAUUUUGCACUUUGGAAUAUUUCAUUGUCAUAAAAGAAGUUUAUUUUCUAUGUAAAAUUUAACAUUUAAGAAUAAAUAGAUAUAAUUAAAAGUUCAGAUGAUGUAUAAAUAUAGUGCUUUCUUUCCUGCCUGUAUUUUAUUAUUUUUCCUAUUUUGUAUCUGAUCUGUACACCCUGUAGAUGUAUAAUGAAUCUUUCACUACUGAAAUGCAAUGACCUGUUUUCUGUGCUGCCCCUCGGGAAUGGGGAGUUACUACUGCAGUUUCUUAUUGUAUCAGAUUCUUUUUUUAAGUUUGUAAUAAAAAAACAGAUUGGCAAAAAUAAGCAUGGAAAAUAA
Molecule: messenger RNA, 5747 nt
Organism: Seriola aureovittata
Lineage: Eukaryota; Metazoa; Chordata; Actinopteri; Carangiformes; Carangidae
Product: protein Tob2
Exons: 2
Coding region: 769-1980 (403 amino acids)
Biological process (GO): regulation of gene expression
Cellular component (GO): cytoplasm; nucleus
Molecular function (GO): transcription corepressor activity
Source: RefSeq, a predicted model, not a curated record